CCGAAGUGCAUGUUUGGGAUUUUGUUGAAGAAAGCUGGAUACAGUAAACGGAGAGUCUUGGAAGAUGCUUGACCGCUGUCUUUUCUCAGACUAGUCUGAAAGGGGAUGCCCCAUUCAGUCAGUGGUGGAUCUGAAGUGCAGAGUACUUCCAGAACACUUCAGUUAUGGAAGAUCAAAAUGAAGAUGAGUCCCCAAAGAAAAGUGCUCUUUGGCAGAUAAGUAACGGAACAUCAUCUGUGAUUGUCUCCAGAAAGAGGCCAUCAGAGGGGAACUACCAGAAAGAAAAGGACUUGUGCAGUAAGUACAUUGGCCAGUGGUCUCAAACAGAUCAGGUGGAAUUUGUGGAGCACCUUAUCUCACGAAUGUGUCAUUAUCAGCAUGGACAUAUUAACUCUUACCUGAAGCCCAUGUUGCAGCGGGACUUUAUCACCGCCUUACCAGAACAAGGCUUAGAUCACAUAGCAGAAAACAUCCUUUCCUACCUGGAUGCCAGGUCUCUGUGUGCAGCAGAGCUGGUGUGUAAAGAAUGGCAGCGAGUGAUCUCAGAAGGGAUGCUGUGGAAGAAGCUGAUUGAGAGGAUGGUGCGCACUGACCCUCUGUGGAAGGGCCUCUCAGAAAGAAGAGGGUGGGAUCAGUACCUGUUUAAAAACAGACCUACAGAUGGCCCUCCCAAUUCAUUUUAUAGAUCAUUGUACCCAAAGAUUAUCCAGGACAUAGAGACCAUAGAAUCAAAUUGGCGGUGUGGACGACAUAACUUGCAGAGGAUCCAGUGCCGCUCUGAAAAUAGUAAAGGUGUUUACUGUUUGCAGUACGAUGAUGACAAAAUUAUCAGUGGCCUCCGAGACAACUCUAUCAAGAUCUGGGAUAAAACCAGCCUGGAAUGUUUGAAAGUGUUAACGGGACACACGGGCUCUGUCCUCUGCCUCCAGUAUGACGAGCGAGUCAUUGUAACUGGUUCUUCAGAUUCAACAGUGAGAGUAUGGGAUGUGAACACGGGUGAAGUUCUCAACACACUCAUCCAUCACAAUGAAGCUGUGCUGCACUUACGCUUCAGCAAUGGACUGAUGGUGACUUGUUCCAAGGACCGUUCGAUUGCUGUGUGGGAUAUGGCUUCUGCCACUGAUAUCACUUUACGUCGUGUCCUGGUUGGCCACCGUGCUGCUGUCAAUGUAGUAGACUUUGACGACAAAUACAUUGUGUCUGCCUCUGGAGACAGGACCAUUAAAGUGUGGAGCACGAGCACUUGUGAGUUCGUUCGCACUCUGAAUGGGCAUAAGCGGGGCAUCGCCUGUCUGCAGUACCGGGACCGGCUGGUUGUUAGUGGAUCAUCAGAUAACACCAUCCGGCUAUGGGAUAUUGAAUGUGGUGCCUGUCUAAGAGUCCUAGAGGGGCAUGAAGAAUUGGUCCGAUGCAUCCGUUUUGAUAACAAGAGGAUUGUCAGUGGCGCCUAUGAUGGGAAGAUUAAAGUCUGGGACUUGCAAGCUGCUCUUGACCCUCGGGCCCCGGCAAGCACAUUGUGUCUUCGCACCUUGGUGGAACACUCUGGACGUGUGUUUCGACUGCAGUUUGAUGAGUUUCAGAUCAUCAGCAGUUCCCAUGAUGACACUAUUUUGAUUUGGGAUUUCUUAAAUGUGCCUCCCAGUGCCCAGAAUGAGACACGCUCUCCCUCCAGAACCUACACCUAUAUCUCCAGAUAGCGGUCUGCACUUUGGCCCAAUCUGGGUUUCCUGGUCUUGAACUACUGGCUACAUGGCUACCACAUGCCUAAGGGAGUUCGUUCACAGCUGAGUUCUGGGGCUGGAAUUGGUUCUAGAUGCUGGGUAGACACAAAGCAGCCCCACUCUUCAAGCCCCAACGUUUCUCACCGCCCCCGGCUCUACUUGGAGAAGGACAGCUUAGCUCACCAACUGCAAGUAGAGCAGCCGCUCAUGCCCCUCCCUCCAGUGAAGAGCCCAACUCUUCCUUCCGAUGCACAUGCUCACAGGAAGGACACAUGGCUUGUUCUUCAGAAGCAAGGCGACCAUCGGGUGAAGACUGGCCUCUAAUUCACAUCGCUUUGCACCUUGGUUUGGUACUAAAAACAGCAUUGCAUUUUUGGUGAAGUGUUGGGCGUUCAGGGCUUUCCUCUCCAGCAGCAGCAGCAGCAGCAGCAGCAGCAGCAGCUUCUCUUUAGACCUUCAGGUCAUCGUCGUUCUGACGAACAUAGGAAUGUGUCGGACAAUGGACAGCUCUGGAUUAUUUUAGUAUUUUUGGAUUACACUUCCUUUCUGUACCGGUUUCUUUUAAUUUAAAGAAUAAGCAAGUUAUAUUACCUCUCCAUAGGUAAUAUAGCUAUUUUCUUUUAUUAACUGUUCUGUUCCCUCAUCAUUUCCUGAUAUUUGGUAGAGUAACACCUUUAUCCACGUGCUUGCCUCCUAAUUUAAAAUACUGUACCCGCAUGUAGAUAUAAUGUACAUAACAAUUCAAGCUCAAGGUUGCCGUGUAGGGCCCCCUGCAUGGAGACACUGCUGUGGAGUGUUGCUCUUAGCAGGAGGUGGGCCUGAGAGCCUGACUCCAAGGUUGCUGUGAUUUCCUAGAACCUUCUGCAGUAUUCAUUUGCGUUUUAUUUGUCACUGUCCUGUGUGCGCUGUUUUCAGAUGGAACUUCAGAAGUUUAACAUGGUGUUUAUUUGUUUUUUGACAUCUGCAGUGGACAGGUAGCUUCGCAAUCUACCUGUCACUGUGCUUUUCCUCAUGAGUACCCCUCCCGAGAGCUAAUGGUCACCUCAUCAUGGUGAUCUUGGCUUCUCUGUCCAACAUCCUUCUAUGUGGCAGUUACCCUGAGGCAGGGAGAAGGCAGCCCUGUUGACGGGGCUCCUGGCUUUGGGCUCUGUGCACUCUGGCAGGGUGUUGGAGUCAGCUGCUGAGUGAGAGCCUGCGGAGCAGGUGAGCUGUUCAGAGCCACAUUAAGGGCAAGGCACUCCUGUGUGGAGCAUAGCCUCAGGCCCGUCAGCUCUGGUGCCACUCAUCACUCAGUUCUCAAAGCUCCGAGUGGGAGGGGGCACACAGAAAGGACAUUGGUCAACAUUGUUUCCCUCUUUCAAGAUUAGGUUUUGAUUUGCCCCUCUCCAUUGUUUCCAAAGAUCAAGGAAUGUCAGUACCCUUUCAAAGGACCAACCAGCCCUCCCUGUGAAUGGAGCCUCUUCCCAUGGAAGCACACUCUAGGAGAGAGAAGGCCUCUGGGCUCCACUUGGCCUUGCAUUGUGAAUGCUGUGGGGAUCAGUGUGUGUUGGUGAUUUGUUUACUGGGUUGAUGUUGCUUUUUAGUUGUUGGUUUCUUUUCUUUCUUUUUUCUUUUUUCUUUUUUUUUUAAUACAUCAUUCUCACAUGCUUCUACAUUUGUUUCUGAGAGGUGGGGGCUCAAAUGUAUACAAAGUAGUCCCCUGUCUAUAAGGGGAGUGUGGACACACCACUCACAGCUCAUCAUCCAUUUGACAGGAAUGCCCAGGGGAUAGGGAGGGGGAGGGGAGGAAGUGAAUUCUGAACAAUUGGACUUUUCUGUUGUUUUUGCAUGUUAAAUAUAGAAGUUCGUGUCCAUCCUUGGGAGAUCAUGGCCUUCAAAUAUGCACACGACCUUUGAAUUGUGCCUACUAAAUUAUAGCAGGGGACUUGGGUACCCAAGGAAUUCCAAUUUCUGGGAUUACAGUAGUAAUUCCCAGUUGUACUCUGGACUUUAUUUUGCUAACCGUAAUUGAGCAACUGUAAAUUACUGCUAUAUUAAUGUGUUAAAGCACUGGGGUAGUCUAAUUCUAACUGGUAAUUAAUUAUGUUUGCCAAUUAUCUGUUUGAAAUAAAUAUGUGUCUGAACAGCUAUUGAAACUGUUAAAUUGUACAGAUAUUAUCAUGACGGCUUUGUACUGUGGAAUGUGCUUAAUAAAAAAGUUUGACCUUUGUCCAAUAAAUUGCUAAGUAAUGUCAGUAAAUCAAGAUGAGUAUUAUGCAGUACACCUGGCCUGGCUUCAUGGCCUUUGUUACUUCAGCUACUAAUUCAAAGCCAAUACUCUCAAUAAAGUGUUGCAGUACUCCA
Messenger RNA from Cricetulus griseus (Chinese hamster), 4064 nucleotides. NCBI's taxonomy places the organism in Eukaryota, Metazoa, Chordata, Mammalia, Rodentia, Cricetidae. The record is from RefSeq and is a predicted model, not a curated record.